UUCAGUUCGAUUGAGAUGGUGCUCAGAGCCGCAGCCUCCCCACAGAGCGCCUCGUUUUCUCGUCUUUCGUUUCAAACAACGACUACCGGUGAAGACAAAAACGGGAAUGAAUCACGUUAAGCGUACAUCUAACGGUGGAGAGAAGGAGAAGAAGUCACCGGAAUGACCCCUCACAAAGAAACGCGUUUCCUCGCGUUGUGCUCGUGAAUCUCAUCCAACGGUUUUAAAGGGGUGCGCGAUCGAGCGGCUCUCGCGCACAACCAGCCGUCAAACAUGCCGGUGCGACGGGGUCACGUUGCGCCACAGAACACGUUUCUCGGGAUUAUUAUCCGCAAAUUCGAGGGUCAAAACAAGAGAUUUGUCAUAGCCAACGCACGUGUCCAGAACUGUGCCAUCAUCUACUGCAAUGAUUCCUUCUGUGAGAUGACAGGUUUUUCCAGGCCGGACAUCAUGCAGAAGCCAUGCACCUGUGACUUCCUGCACGGACAGCUGACCAAUCGGCACACUAUUGCGCAGGUAGCACAGGCUCUCCUGGGCUCAGAGGAGCGCAAAGUAGAGAUCACCUAUCAUCGCAAGGAUGGAUCAGACUUCCUAUGUGCGACACACAUCAUUCCUGUGAAGAACGAAGAGGGGGUUGUCAUGAUGUUCAUCUUGAGCUUUGAUUACGUGCUGAAAGAGGGCAGCAUGGAUUCAUUAGACCGACUCAACCACACCUCGCCAACCAGAAAUGAACAAAAAAAAGGACGUUUCUUUGGUUUUCGUCUGCCUGCACCACUAAGCAUGCUGGGAGUGAGUAAGCAAUCCCUCCCCCAGGAAGACCCGGAUGAGGUGACCAUCCAUUUGGCUGAUCAGAAUGAGAAACACUCUUCCUGCUCGUCAUCUGUCUCUCUUUCCCUCUCUCCACGUGAACUCCAUCCACCCACUGGCGAGAGCUGUAGCCCUUCCUAUGGAAAUGACACCUGGGCUCUGAUUGGCCAGAAUUAUCUGGGGUCAUGCUCACCUAUCUCAGAGCCACAGGAUCACUCGUCUCCACGGGGCCCUUGGGAACGAGUGGACCCACAGGAGCCUUUGCCGACUGCAUCUAGGAGAGCAUCACGGGCCAGUAUGUGCACAUUUAGGAGAGUAUCAUCUACACAAGAUUUAGAAGGACUCAGCACACAGACACAGAGGACGUACCGUGAUCGCCAUGCUAGCGAAGGUCCAUUUAAUCAGAUCAAGUCCAGCAUUUUGGGUUCCACAUCUGAUUCAAACCUUACUAAGUACAGCACCAUCAACAAGAUCCCUCUCAUCACUCUAAACUUCUCAGAGACCAACAAUGACAAGCGGGCAUCAUCUCCGCAUUCCUCAGAGAAAACCAUCAUUGCACCAAAGGUCAAAGAUCGAACACACAAUGUCACAGAGAAGGUCACACAGGUGUUGUCGCUAGGCGCCGACGUGCUUCCAGAGUAUAAACUUCAGACGUCACGCAUCAACAAGUUCACCAUCCUACACUACAGCCCCUUUAAGGCAGUCUGGGAUUGGCUGAUUCUGCUGCUAGUCAUCUACACGGCUGUUUUCACACCCUACAGUGCGGCCUUCCUGCUCAAUGAUGUGGAGGAGCAGAAGAGACGAGAGUGUGGUUAUUCCUGCAGCCCAAUCAACGUGGUGGACCUCAUGGUGGACAUCAUGUUUAUUGUAGACAUUCUAAUAAAUUUCCGGACUACGUACGUUAACACCAAUGAAGAGGUGGUUAGUCAUCCGGCUAAGAUAGCAGUGCAUUACUUCAAGGGAUGGUUCUUCAUAGACAUGGUGGCAGCCAUACCUUUUGACCUGCUCAUUUUUGAGGGAGGAUCAGAAGAGACCACAACUCUGAUUGGCCUUCUGAAGACUGCCAGACUGCUCCGAUUGGUCCGUGUGGCACGGAAACUGGAUCGUUACUCAGAGUAUGGGGCGGCUGUCCUAAUGCUCCUCAUGUGUAUCUUUGCGCUGAUUGCUCAUUGGUUGGCUUGCAUAUGGUAUGCAAUCGGCAAUGUGGAGAAGCACUAUCUGGAUCACACUAUCGGCUGGUUGGACAAUCUAGCCAUAUCUAUCGGCAAGCAGUACAACGGCACUGACCUCUCCUCAGGCCCCUCAAUCAAGGACAAGUAUGUGACAGCACUGUAUUUCACAUUCAGCAGUCUGACCAGCGUGGGUUUUGGAAACGUGUCGCCAAAUACCAACUCAGAGAAGAUCUUCUCCAUCUGUGUCAUGCUCAUUGGCUCUCUGAUGUAUGCUAGUAUCUUUGGGAAUGUGUCUGCUAUAAUUCAGCGACUGUACUCAGGAACAGCUCGGUAUCAUCUGCAAAUGCUUCGGGUCAAAGAAUUCAUUCGCUUCCACCAGAUCCCUAACCCACUGAGACAAAGACUGGAGGAGUACUUCCAACACGCAUGGACAUACACCAAUGGCAUCGACAUGAACAUGGGCUUUCCAGAGUGCCUGCAGGCUGAUAUCUGUCUUCAUCUGAAUGAAAGUUUGCUCCAGAGCUGCAAGGCAUUCCACGGAGCGACCAAAGGAUGUCUACGGGCAUUGGCGAUGCGCUUUAAGACCACUCAUGCCCCACCAGGUGACACGCUGGUGCACUGCGGGGACGUUCUCACGGCCCUCUACUUUGUGGCCAGGGGAUCCAUCGAGAUCCUCAGAGACGAUAUAGUGGUGGCUAUCCUGGGUAAGAAUGAUAUUUUUGGUGAGAUGAUUCAUCUGUACGCCAAACCAGGGAAAGCCAAUGCAGAUGUUCGAGCGUUGAGCUACUGCGACCUCCACACCAUCCAAAGAGAAGAUCUGCUGGAGGUUCUGGAGAUGUAUCCUGAAUUCUCAGACUACUUCCUGUCCAAUCUGGAGCUCACCUUUAACCUGCGUGAUGAAAAUGGCAAGGGAGCCACGGCUCCUCAGAGGAACCUUUACACAGCUGUGAGUGAUUCAGACACAGAAGACCCUGACAUCAGGACCCAUCCCUGCUUUAAGAAGAACGGCUCUGCAGGUUCUCCGAGCAGACUGAGCAGGACAGACAGAGAAAGAAGAAGAGAUCGAGAGGUUCACACGUUACCGAGGGAGGAGGAGAAGGAAGAGGAAGAGGAAGAGGAGGGUGAGGAAGAGAUGGCGAGGACUUUGAGUCGAUCCAUUCAUGUCAACAUGAGCACCAUCCCUGACAGAUACUCUAAAGACUGUGUUGAAAACAAUCUGUUUCACAAAGAUGUGUGUGUUGAAGAAUGGCCUUGUGGGAAUGCAGAUGACUCAGCGAAAUCUCAAGACAGAAAAGGAGUAGACGACUGUGAAAGUGACAUCACAUUCGGCGAAAUGGAGCAAAGACUGGAUGUACUGCAGGAACACCUAAACAGGCUGGAAGAGCAGAUGACAUCAGACAUCCAGGCUAUUUUACAGUUGCUCCAGAGGCAGAGCACUCUGGGACCUCCAGCGUACAGUAGUGUGGCCGUCAUUCCAGACUACCACAAACCCAUGCAGCCCGUCACUGCCAUGCAGACGCAGAGUCUUGAUGAUCUAGAGAACGCCUGUAAAGCCCAGACUCCAACGACUGCUGUUACCACGAUGAUAAACUCUGAAGUCAACACGGCCUCGCCAUUGGUGGCAAAGCCAGAGUGGGACGACGGUCUCCACAGGCCCUCCUCUGAUCCUGGUCUUCCAGGGCAGUAACAAAAGGUCAAAGGUUAAAGUUUCAUGGUCAUGAAACAGAAUCCAAUAACAACAGAAUUCCAAGGGGCAUAUACAGUAAGAGCAGUGUUUAAUCAUGAGGUUUGAAUAAGAAUGCCUCAUAGAGGAGUCAAACUUCUGUAUGCUAUCAAGUAACUAUGCAUAGACAGAACAAUAUCUUCAGUAAGCUUAACUUCCUCCCUUCAAAACAACAGCAGCUACAGCUAGACUCAGGGUAGAAAACACAAAACUGAAGAGUCAUAUGCAAAGAACUGACAAUGACCUUCCAUGUCCCUUAUAGUUACCUUAAAAGGAGUCAAACAAAAACUGGUGAACAGAUGCAUUAAUGCAGUAUGAGUCAGUCUAAAGGUUGUUCAUUUUGUAAAUAUAUAAAUGAAAACAUUGUUCAGAAAGUAACAUAUUGGACAUACAACCAUGUUAAUGAAAGAUGCAUGCUGGGGAAAAAAUGCAGUGUUUGUUUUAGUUUUUUUGCAUGUUUCUUAAAAACACAUUUGCAUUAGUAAUCAAGUGACAUGAGCUUGGUUUUUGUCAUUAUAUCACUUAUUUGAGACUUAUGUAUGUAUUUAAUUAACUAUGAAUUUCCUGGUAUUCAGGAAGAAUCUUUUACUUGAACUGAACUCUGCAAAGCAAAGUCUCAUCAUCAAACUGUCAUCAUCUCCUAAUAUCACAUUAUUCUGCCCAUAUCAGAUUUACACAGGAAAGUUACAUUCAGCAAACGACACACUGUCCGUUCAGAGCCAACUAAACAUUGUAACAUUGUCAGUAUUGCAAUAUCAUGUCUCAGUAUUGAAUUUGACAAA
This is a messenger RNA of Carassius carassius (crucian carp), 4484 nucleotides long. Its product is annotated as potassium voltage-gated channel subfamily H member 7-like. The record is from RefSeq and is a predicted model, not a curated record. Bases 274 to 3666 code for a protein of 1130 amino acids. Gene Ontology annotation, biological process: potassium ion transmembrane transport; regulation of ventricular cardiac muscle cell membrane repolarization; membrane repolarization during action potential. Gene Ontology annotation, molecular function: inward rectifier potassium channel activity. Lineage: Eukaryota; Metazoa; Chordata; Actinopteri; Cypriniformes; Cyprinidae. The transcript is spliced from 15 exons. Gene Ontology annotation, cellular component: membrane.